AUGUUGCUCAGCAUCCUGCGGCUUUUUGCUUCUGUUAUCGGCGUUGUCGGUGUCGCAGCUUCAAAGAAUCCAAAGCGUGGUCUCGCUUUUGCCGAUGGCAAGAACCCCGUCGACAUCACAAAGGUGAAUCAGGCGUCAAGUGUUAUAUCUUGGCAAUACGAUUGGGGCACCUCUCCUCCAUCUUACCUAGCUUCCUCUGGAAUACCUUACGUACCUAUGCAGUGGGGGGCUGGGGGUGCCAACAAUUUUUCUACCGCCGUCCUGUUGCAGAAGGCCAAAGUAGCACUGGCGUUUAACGAGCCGGAUUUGAGCUCUCAGUCUAAUUUGUCGCCACAAGCAGCAGCCGACCUUUGGAAGCAAUAUAUCCAACCAUUGAAGUCUUCCGGGGUGAGGCUAGGUGCUCCUGCCAUCACCAAUGGACCCUCUGGACGACCUUGGUUAGCGCAAUUCCUGAGUAACUGCACCCAAUGCUCCAUUGAUUUUAUCCCGUUCCAUUGGUACGGAGAGGGACUCGGAACUUUCUAUGAUUAUGUCUGGCAAAUGCAUGGUCAAUUUCCGAACUAUCCACUCUGGGUAACGGAAUUUGCCAGUACUUCAUCGGAAGAUAAUGUUGUCAUGGACUUCCUCAACCAGUCUAUUCAUUACCUUGACACGUUAGAUUUUGUUGAACGAUACGCGUGGUUCGGUUACUUCAGGAAAGACAGCAAUUCCCACUACAACCUCCUUGAUAUCAACGGGGAACUGAACAACCUGGGGCGUACCUACGCGUUGAAUUAG
Molecule: messenger RNA, 777 nt
Organism: Marasmius oreades (fairy-ring Marasmius)
Lineage: Eukaryota; Fungi; Basidiomycota; Agaricomycetes; Agaricales; Marasmiaceae
Exons: 6
Coding region: 1-777 (258 amino acids)
Biological process (GO): fungal-type cell wall polysaccharide metabolic process
Cellular component (GO): fungal-type cell wall
Source: RefSeq, a predicted model, not a curated record